Messenger RNA from Lethenteron reissneri (Far Eastern brook lamprey), 3118 nucleotides. Its product is annotated as XK-related protein 9-like. Gene Ontology annotation, biological process: apoptotic process involved in development; phosphatidylserine exposure on apoptotic cell surface; engulfment of apoptotic cell. The record is from RefSeq and is a predicted model, not a curated record. Gene Ontology annotation, cellular component: plasma membrane. Lineage: Eukaryota; Metazoa; Chordata; Hyperoartia; Petromyzontiformes; Petromyzontidae.
GCAAAUCGAAACCACCGUGCUUCCUGAUUUCCCUUCCUGAUUUCCUCUGCCUUGGUUAAGUAACAGCAACUAUCGCUCGCUUUAACACCCGCAGACGGUAUUAGUAUUUUUAUAACAGCCAUCAUCAUUUGCACGUGUGUGUAUGUGUAUGUGCGCGUGUUUGUGUGUGUAUGUGUGUGUGUAUGUGUGUGUGUAAACUACACGUGGGGAGCGGUGGUGGAGCGGUUAGCGCUGCGCUGCGCUACGAACCCGGUCAUCCGGGUUCCAUUCCCGCUCACGGCCAACACCCAGUGACGAUUAUCUAAACCGGUACCUGGGCCUCCCCUAGGUCGACUCAGCCUCAAAAUAAGCACCUGGUGCGGUGUGUGUAAACAUCGCCGCUGGGGGAGACAAAGGCGGCCGGGGUUCGUGCCGGCCUUCCGGAGCGCCGAGCUCAUCGCCACGUGCUACACACGAAUGGUCUCUCCCAUGGGACACGGAGCUCGGGACGUGUGUGCUGGACCGCUGUCGACAUGAACUUGGGAGACGCAACGAAAGUGAACGUGGGGGAAGAUCGCGAGCUCGCCCAACGUCUCUGAAGACAAAAAAAAAGAUCUCGUCGAGAAAGAAGCCACCCCAGCCACGUGGAGGUGCAGCAUGGAUCAGGGGCCCAGGAAUGAGCAAUGGACGCGCUGCAGAUUUGGAGUGGAGUUAGCCACCACGGGGGUAUCACUCGGAAUGCUCGUUUUUGACAUCUGCACCGACUUGCUUUUGGCCUGGAAUUACCUGCACCGAGGGGAGGAACUGAAUUUCGGCCUCACAAUCUCCUUGAUCAUCCUUCCCAGCGUCGUCGUCCAGUUCUACAGUUACGCGUGGUUCGUGAGCGACAAGAAGAAUGAGACAACGUGGUGGCUGCAGAUGUGUGAGGAGGUGCCUGCCUUCCGUUGUGUCACCGGGAAUAAGUGGAUUCUCUCCAUUGUGCACGUGUUGCAGAUGGGUUUGUUCAUGAGGGCCCUGUGCCUCAUCUAUCUGGGCGUCAAGGCAUAUCGGAAGCACGCAGCUGACGGAACCUGGGAUCUGCUGACACGCUGGUGCAACCACCAGGCUGACCUGACCAUGCUGCGCCUGUUCGAGACCAUGCUAGAGAGCACUCCCCAGCUCCUCCUGCAGGUCCACAUCGUGCUGCUGACACGUCAGCCCAACUCCAUCCAGUGUAUCACUAUAGUGGCGUCUUCAAUAGCCAUUGCCUGGACCUUGUUGGACUAUCACAUGACCUUGCGGAAUUCUCUCGAGAACAAGGAAAAGCUGAAACUGUUAAGCUUAGCCUUCGUUGUGUUCUUAUCGUCCAAGUACUUUUUGCUUUUAUCCCAAUUGCUCACACUCUGCCUCCUCACCGUGCUGUGGCCCUGGUAUUACGUGAUUCCUGUCUGGGUGCUCAUUUGGGUUUUGAUGACCCUGACGGUUUAUUUUCACGAGACUGAAUUCAUGGACACUGGCUUCCAAGAGUUUGUCUACCGCUGCACCGUCGGCUUCAUUCUCAUUUUUUCUUUCUUCAACGUAAAGAAAGAUGCCACUCGGAGGAACGUGAUUUGCUACUACUUAUUCACGUGUUUAGAGAUUGUUGUGGCUGUAGGUGAGACGACUUGGCGCCACAUUAGCACACUGAUGACCACUGAAAUCUGGAUGCUAGCGAUAGUUAUUUCCAUCGUUGUGGGUUUUGUACUCGGGAUUGGGUUUAUGUGUUUGUACUACGGCUGCCUGCAUCCCACAAGGGGAAAGUACGGAAAGGUCAGCGUGUCAAGGAGCUCCAAAAACAGUUCCGUCAGCUGUGCGGUGGCGUACGACGAGGUCGACACGGGCUGUUGGCCUGGAGCCACUGACACCCCCAAUGGAACUGACUCGGCAUCGCCUCAGCCCCCAACAAACGGACACGGCGGCGGUGAAUUACAACCUAGCGAGACGGGAGCGGAGGGUGGCCAGCCGCAAGGUACAGGCACUGCCCGGUCACGAUCCACUUCCAGACUAGAGCGCUGUAUACGGCUGUAGUGAACUCCAUGGUGAUGAUGAUGAAGACGUAGUUGAUGAUAUAACGAUGCUGGGAACUCAGCUUUGUGUUUCUCAUUAAAAGCAGCUACGCAGUGCAUUCCCUAGCCAUGAAAUUGCUUGCACUAUAGUGUGUAAAAUGUAAUGACGCGGAUGCAGAAACUAGAACAAAUUAUUAUUUCAUCGCCUGUAUACAGUUGCAGCUACUCAGUGUAUUGCCUUGUUCUGAAAGUGCUUACACCAUAGUGUGUAAAAUACAAUAACGUGGACACAGUAACUAGAACAGGUGAUUAUUUCAUUACCAUUACAGUAUACAAUUUUAUAUUGCUAAGGUGUUGUGAAAUUUGCUGCAUAUUCUGGUCUACAGUCAAUGCUCUGUAACUACUCGAAAGUCCUGCCUUUUUCAGAUUUCACUGUUUCAAUGAGGAGCUGUGUGCAAUGAAUGUGACCAGUGACUGAGCAAUGUCUUGGCACUUAACAAUUUAUCCCCUUUGCGAUUAGAGCGAAAGUGACGUUGCUAUCAUCGACGAUAAAUGUUUCUGUUAUAUAGCAGAUGAUUCGAGGUUACAUGGCUGCAAUGCAAUUUUCAAUUGGCAAUGGCUUAUCUUUACUUUCAUCAGACCUGGGGUCGAUUAUAAUUCCAGUUACUGCAGCAUAAUCUGAAAUCACUAUAUUGUGGCUGCGAUUCGUGAAAAGUAACACAAUGCAUUUUUUUAAAUUGACACCAGUUAUGAUCAUGUUGGAUUUAAGACAUUGACACGAGUAACACGUUCAUGCAGGCUCCUGUUGAUACCGAGUAUUAUAUUUAAAAACAACUCAAUACAUGAGUCCGCAACACUACCUUGAAAGGAAAAGGAAGUGUUAUUCACAAAUGUGUUGAGGUUUUAUUGUGGUAUUCGUGCUUGUGCACCACUGCAAACGAAGCAGUGUCAUUAAAUAAUUCGCUACGUUUAAAAACGCUUAAUUGUAAGAAGACAUUUCAAACCUGUGGAGGGAAUUUAGUAUUUUUGUAUUUGCUCAUUUGACGUUCACACUUUUUUCCCGUAAAGUUAAGUGCUUAACCUUGUUCUACUGUUUGUUUAAUAAGAAAAAUAAA